AUGUCCAACCUCAUAGUUGACACAACUGCCACCGGAGUAGCAUGCGCAUCCCAAGAUCAGAUGAUUCAAAGAACGUCGAACUUGUUCAUCAACAAUGUUUACUACAACAUUGUUUUCCACCUUCUCACCUUCCUUUUCACACCUUUUGCAAUCAAAAAACUCCUCAACACUGCCUACUUCCAAACGUCUACGGUUAUCCUGCUCAUUUCCAAUAUAAGUUUUGGAGCUCUUCACAAUGUGAUCUACCUUGUCAUCCAGCUCUGGUCCCUAGAACGAAGUUUCACCUAUUGGAGCGAUCCGUGUAGCAUUAUGUUCACCGAAUACGAAUGUUUCCCAUUUUAUCGUCUCAACAUCCUCAGUCGACUUUUGGUGAUGUUCAACUAUAUAUUCUUGGCCAUUGACAUUCUUCUCAAUCUUCGCAAUAUUCGGGAACCAACCAAGGCUCGUGGAUAUGUCUUCAUCGUAUUCACAUUCAUCACAUCGGUUGCCUUGUGUGCCUAUAUGACUUGCGAUGGUCCAAAUGGCAACAUAAUGGCCAACUGCCUGUCUCGAACGGGUCGAGACUUGAACGAGUUGAGAAGCCAAUUAUGGGUCUACGUCGGAAUGGCAGUUUUCUCAUUUUUGCUCAACGUCUUCUCGUUCUCGAUGAGCUGGUCUCGGAACAAAGUUAGACAAGGAAACGUGAACAGAACAUAUCAGAACAUCGUGAAUUUCAACUCUUCUCGCUUUCUACUCGGGACUGCGACCAUCUCAAUGUUCAUCAUGGCAUUGUAUCCGGCUGGUGUCCUCUGCCUUGUCAGUCUUGUGGAUACUUAUGAUCGAUCGGUUCUGGGAAACUAUGUUUUGUGGGCUUAUACCUACAUCUACGCGAUCCUCGUCCUUCCUGCUUCUCUUUUCUUCUACAUCAGAUGCAUCGAAAGGAAGCGUAAAAAUCAAGUCAAUGGUGAAGUGAAAAAUGUAGAGGCUGCAGAGAGGGUGCAAAAUCAUCACUUCAAGGAUUUGGAAAACUUGUGGGAAGUGGGAUUCGACAAGGCAGUGAAGGCAGGAAAGCAACCAGCGUUGACUCCAAUUGAAUAA
Messenger RNA from Caenorhabditis briggsae, 1077 nucleotides. Gene Ontology annotation, cellular component: membrane. NCBI's taxonomy places the organism in Eukaryota, Metazoa, Nematoda, Chromadorea, Rhabditida, Rhabditidae. Gene Ontology annotation, biological process: sensory perception of chemical stimulus; detection of chemical stimulus involved in sensory perception. The coding region runs from base 1 to 1077 and encodes 358 amino acids. The transcript has 7 exons. Gene Ontology annotation, molecular function: G protein-coupled receptor activity; olfactory receptor activity. The record is from RefSeq and is a predicted model, not a curated record.